GCUGCACAAAAAGCAGGAAGCAGACAGAGCCCCGUGUGCGGUUAGCUCGGAGCUAAAGCUAAAAACACUUUGUUAAAAUGUCCAAAGGCCAAACGCUGAGAGCUUUGGUGAAUGAGCGGCUGACUGCGGCUGCUGAAGAGAUCUUUGCGCUGUUUGAAAGAACGAUAGCGGAGUAUGAGGAGGAACUGUGUCGCUCCAAAGAGGAGAACCAGAGGAACCAGGACACUCCACAGACUCCACGGAUUAAAGAGGAGCCAGAGGAGCAGAGCGUCAAACAGGAGGAAGACACGCUCCCAGCACAGGUCCCAGUGGGCCUCCCAGAGUUCAAUGUUGUCUGUGUGAAGACAGAAGAGUCCUCACUGUCCCACCAACAUAGACAAACUGAGCACAAAGAGGAAACACAGGAAGAGGACAUCAGCACAGAGCCACAUUUACACUCCGAGACUAAGGGACACAUGGAGCACUCCUCUGACAAGGGAGAUGAUAAAGACUGGAGAGCUCCAUUCAGCUGUUCAGCUGCACAGAUGGAGACAAAGGCUGAUGGAGACCACUGCAACCAAGUCCAGAAAGGCCAAACGCUGAGAGCUUUGGUGAACGAGCGGCUGACUGCAGCUGCUGAAGAGAUCUUUACGCUGUUUGAAAGAACGAUAUCGGAGUAUGAGGAGGAACUGUGUCACUCCAAAGAGGAGAACCAGAGGAACCAGGACACACAGACUCCACGGAUUAAAGAGGAGCCAGAGGAGCAGAGCGUCAAACAGGAGGAAGACACGCUCCCAGCACAGCUCCCAGUGGGCGUCCCAGAGUCCAGUGCUGUCUGUGUGAAGACAGAAGAGUCCUCACUGCUUCAACAUAGACUAACUGAGCACAGAGAGGAAACACAGGGAGAGGACAUCAGCACAGAGCCACAUUUACACUCAGAGACUGAGGGACACACGGAGCACUCCUCUGACACUGACAAUGAUGAAGACUGGAGAGCUCCAAUCAGCUGUUCAGCUGCACGGAUGGAGACAGAGGCUGAUGGAGACCAGUGCAACCAAGUCCAGAUCAGAGCCAGAAGCACCGCUGCACCAAACUCAGGUCUAUCCCCCAAAUACAAGUCUGCACCAGAGACCAGUGCCUCUGUGAACUAUGGAGACAUGUCAGGAACAGCCCAAGGAGCUGAUAAGAAGAAACACCAGUGCCCUUUUUGUCAGAAGAGGUUUCAGAAGUUAGCAGUAUUACGAGAUCACAUUAGAAUUCACACAGGAGAGAGACCAUUCAGCUGCUCAACAUGUGAGAAGACAUUUUCUCAAAAGGCCCAUCUACAUGAACAUGUAAGGUUACACACUGGUGAACGACCUUACAGCUGUUCAGCAUGUGAGAAAACAUUUGCCACAAAGUCUAAUCUAUGUAAACAUGAGAGAACGCACACUGGUGAGAGACCUUAUAGCUGUUCAAUGUGUGAGAAGCCAUUUUCCCAAAAGUGUAGUCUAGAUGCACAUAUGAGAGUACACACAGGAGAGAGACCAUUCCGCUGCUCAACAUGUGAGAAGACAUUUUCUCAAAGGGCACAUCUACGUGAACAUGUCAAGAUACACACCGGUGAACGACCUUACAGCUGUUCAACAUGUGAGAAGACAUUUACCAUGAAGUGUAGUCUAGAUGCACAUAUGAGAGUACACACAGGACAUAAACCAUUCAGCUGUUUAACAUGUGAGAAGACAUUUGCCACAAGGUCUUGUCUACGUAAACACGAGAGAACGCACACUGGUGAGAAACCUUACAGCUGCUCCAAUUGUGAUAAAGGGUUUUCACAAAGAUCUGAUUUGAAGAGACACAUGAGAACUCACAGAACAGAAACUGACUGAAGGCUAAUUGGUUAUGUUCAUGAGGUGUUCUAAAGAGCCUAGAAUUUUGUGUUGGAGUCUUGCUGACUUGCCCCCCUCGCACAUUUGUGCUCGGGCCCUAAUGAAGCAGCAAACACACAAAACUCAAGUGCAGUAAAAGGAUAUCAAUUACAUUUUAAAUAAAAUGUUGAGCGUGGAAAUGGUGAUUUUUUUUUCCAACAAAAUGUUUAUUUUUGUAGUUUACCAACAGUCUAUUAACCUUCUCCAAAUUAACAACUCCUUUGAUGUUUUCCAGUCAGGUUUUAGACCCCACCACAGCACUGAGACUGCUCUUACCAAGGUGACAUAUGAUAUCCCCCUGAACAAUGAUGCAGGUAAAGUCUCAGUCUUGAUCCUGUUAGAUCUGAGCGCUGCCUUUGACACUGUGGAUCAUGGAGACUAGAGGACUGGGUGGACAUCUGUGGUUGGACUUUAAUGCCCUAUCUAGAAAACAGGGAGUACUUUGUUGAAAUUGGAUAAUGUGUCUCAGAUAAAAUGUCCCUGACCUGUGGGGUGCCCCAGGGCUCAAUCCUGGGACCACUGUUGUUCAAACUCUACAUGCUGCCAUAAGGCCAGUUAAUACACAGCAAUAAUGUGUCCUACCACAACUCUGCAGAUGACACUCAGAUCUAUGUCUCACUGCAGCAGGUGAAUAUGGACCAGUGGAUUCACUCUGCCACUGCAUCCAACAGAUCAGUGUGUGGAUGCAAAACAACUUUCUCUAUGCUUCUGUGGGCCAAAGUCUGAGUUUAGUUGGAGAAAGUGUUAGCAGUCACCUCCAGUAUCUCUUUCUAAAACCUUCAAAUCAGGUUAGGAAUCUAGAGGUAAUAAUGGACUCAGACUAAAAAUGUGGCAAAAUCAAAGGUAAACUGUCAAAACCAGACUUAGAGAGACUUAUCCUACAUUUGUCUCCAGUAGGUUAGACUACUGUAACGUCCUGCUCACUAGCCUCUCCAAACGAGCCUUAAGACAGAACAGUACAUCCAGAACACUGCUGCUUCUGUCCUGACUAGAAUCAGGAAGUAUGAGCACAUGUGUCCUGUGCUCAGGUCUCUGCUUGUGAAUAAGUCUCUCCAUGGAUCAGCACCAAAGAACAUCUCCCACAUGUUAGAGCCAGAGGAACCAUCUCACACUCUGAGGACUAAACCAGGACUAAACAUGGGGAAUCAGCAUUUCAGUUUUGUGCAGUUAAAACCUGGAACAGUCUUCCUGAAGAUGUGAGACAGGCCUCUACUUUGACAAUGUUGAAAUCCAGGCUCCAAACACUUCUCUUUAUCUGUGCAUAUGACUGAAAGGUUCUUAUUCUGCUUUUUCUCUUUUAAUGUUCAUCCCGUGAUGAUUACUUGUGAUUAUUUAUGUUUCGAUUUGUUGUGUUGUGAUUGUAAUGUCUUUCUUAUUCUGUAAAGCACUUUGAAUUACUUUGUGUACCAAUUGUGUUACACAAAUAAAAUUUCCUUGCCUUGGAUAUUCAUUAGCAGGUAGCCGGUUAGCACGUAGCUGGUUAGCCUCCUCAAUAUAUUUUAACUCUUAAUAUUAUAUUUUUUUCUAAAAGUCUAUGGGAAAAAUGGAUGUGGGAGAUUUGUCCCUCCCCUGGGACUCAGUGUGAUCUGAGCUCUAUUCUCGAGCUUGUGGAGGGUCCAAGACGUUUUCUUCUUGUCCCCUCGGCUGCAGCCGUCUGCUCUCACCAGCAGUCCAGACGAGGACCUCUCCUACUGUGUUCUUUCAAUAGAUCCAUGGGACCUAUUCUUUGCUAUUGGCCUCUUCAGAGUGGCUUUUUUUUUUUCAAGUGGCAGAUUUUCAUGUUUUUAAGUUUUUGUUUUUGUAGCUACUUUUUAACACAGUGAGGUUUUUUAGAAGGCUGAUGAAAAUGUACAUUUUCUAAGCUCUGAGGCCUCAAAUGCAGGACAUUUAUUUCUCUUAAAAGUCCAUUUUGCACAACACGUCUUUAUAUUCCUCUUUAUUGAACAAUUAUUCCUGUUUCUUCCAUUUUUUAAUAAAGUUUUUUUUUGAGU
Periophthalmus magnuspinnatus is the source of this 3877-nucleotide messenger RNA. RefSeq names its product zinc finger protein with KRAB and SCAN domains 7-like. Bases 78 to 1847 code for a protein of 589 amino acids. NCBI's taxonomy places the organism in Eukaryota, Metazoa, Chordata, Actinopteri, Gobiiformes, Gobiidae. Gene Ontology annotation, cellular component: nucleus. The transcript is spliced from 3 exons. Gene Ontology annotation, molecular function: DNA-binding transcription factor activity, RNA polymerase II-specific; RNA polymerase II cis-regulatory region sequence-specific DNA binding. The record is from RefSeq and is a predicted model, not a curated record. Gene Ontology annotation, biological process: regulation of transcription by RNA polymerase II.